AUUCAAUUCCAUCGUUAACGUCAAACUUCCUCGCGUUGCGAUCUAUUUGUGGGUUCAAUUUUCCCAUACUUUCUUCCCAUUCCUUUGCAUUAUUAUUAUUAUUAUUAUUAUUCGAUCACAAUCUCUCCUCCUCCUCAUAGCAUCUCCGCUUGAAUAUUCUUUCAAUUACAUCCGUAGCAAUUUACAUACGCACACAUAUCUCAAGAAUCCCUUUCUGGGUCUUCUUCUCUACUCAUCUUUCUCUAUUUCAGAGGAUGGGUAAGGAGGAGGAUCAACAAGUUAGCAAGGAUUCAAAGGGGGUUUCUGAGGUGAAUGAGAAUCAACAAUCGAAGGAAGGGAAAGGGAAGAGAUUGUGGAACAAAGUGAAGUACCAGCUUGUUGAAUACCACUCAUUGCCUGGGUAUUUGAGGGACAAUGAGUUCAUUGUCGGCCAUUAUCGAUCGGAAUGGCCAAUGAAGCAUGUUUUGAUGAGCAUCUUCACUAUUCAUAAUGAGACAGUCAAUGUCUGGACGCAUUUGAUAGGCUUUUUCCUUUUUCUUGCCUUGACAAUAUACACAGCAAUGAAGAUUCCAAGGGUUGUGGAUCUCUACACUCAACAACAUUUCCCUGAUGUGCUGAGAAAUGCUGAUUUAUACAAGCUGCGUGCAGAACUUUUGGCUUGCCUUCCUUCCUUAUCCAACAUGCCUGAUUUGCAAAGAGUUCGUGAGGAGCUAACAAAUUCAUUGUCUGCAGUGGAUUUACUACCAUCACUGUCGACUUGGCAUAUUGUAGAACUCCUCACUAACUGUUUGCCUGAGCGAUUCUCUCAUGGCAACCACACUGAUGUUUGCGUUCUGCGUAGCGUGAAGGAUGACAUUCUGAACAUGAUUGCACCCUUGAUGUUGAGGCCAAUCACAAGGUGGCCAUUCUUUGCCUUCUUAGGUGGGGCCAUGUUUUGCUUGCUCUCUAGCUGCGCGUGCCACCUACUUGCAUGCCAUUCCGAGCGAUUAUCAUACAUCUUGCUUAGGCUCGACUAUGUUGGAAUCGCAGCUCUCAUUUCAACCUCCUUCUAUCCUCCAGUAUACUAUUCAUUCAUGUGCAGCCCCUUCUUCUACAAUCUCUACUUGGGAUUCAUAACCCUUUUGGGAAUCUCCACAAUCUUGGUUUCUCUCCUUCCUGUCUUCCAAAAACCCAAACACCGUAAUACACGCACGUUCAUAUUUGUGGGGAUGGGCUUAUCGGGAGUCGCUCCAAUUAUGCACAAGCUUAUAUUGUUUCAAAACCGGCCCGAGGCACUUCACACGACUGGGUAUGAGAUCUUGAUGGGUGUGUUUUACUGCAUGGGGGCUUUUUUUUACACAACAAGGAUUCCGGAGCGGUGGAUGCCGGGGAAGUUUGACAUCGCGGGGCACAGCCACCAGCUUUUUCAUGUAUUGGUAGUGGCGGGGGCUUACACACAUUACCGUGCAGGGCUAGUUUACCUCAGGUGGCGGGACAUGGAAGGGUGUUGAAAAGGGUUUAUUGGAUGGUAGAUGAACCGUGGGUGUGUAUCCAUAUAGGUGAUUAGCCGUGUAUAUUGUUACAGUCUCAGCUUCUUCAUAAGGAAAGGUCAGAAUUGUGGCGACCUUUGUAGUAGUUUUUUUUGAAUUUUAGAUUGGCGACCUUUGUAGUAGUUUAAUUGUUGAAGACUUUAAUCAUUUUACUUUAUUUUUUUAAUACCUAUUUUUCUAUGUAUGAAAUGAUAACUGUAAUUGAACUGUUGUUCGAACUUUGUUUCUUGUUUUGCUAGCUGAUGUUAAAAUCAAGCAAAGUGUUUUGCUUGUUUUAUUUCA
Camellia sinensis is the source of this 1811-nucleotide messenger RNA. Its product is annotated as heptahelical transmembrane protein 4. Gene Ontology annotation, cellular component: membrane. Gene Ontology annotation, molecular function: signaling receptor activity. The record is from RefSeq and is a predicted model, not a curated record. NCBI's taxonomy places the organism in Eukaryota, Viridiplantae, Streptophyta, Magnoliopsida, Ericales, Theaceae. Gene Ontology annotation, biological process: response to hormone.